CCUACAAAGUUUCUAAAGAACUAUAAAACAAGCAUGUUGUUCUUGGACUAUCUUGAAGGUAUUUUUCAAUUCACACUGAAAUCAGAUUUCUUGUUCUUUUUAGAAUGUUCUAGUACCAUUUUUUCAAUAGUUUAAUUCAUGAAUUUGAGCUUUGUAAGAUUUUUGGGGUAAUUUAGGAUAUACUAAAUUUCUCCUGUCUCAUUGUUAUGAAACUCAAUUAGGCUAAACAAUGCUGGUAUGUGAUAGUUGUCAAAGUGAUUUCUUCCAUUAGGCUUUAAAUGAGUCGAGCUUAAUUGGCUUAAGGUCAGCUCAAGCUCGGUCAAAAUUGGUUACAUUGAGCUUUUUUUUUUAAUAUUCAAUUCUAACUUCAAUAACUUGACUUUGGGUUGGUUUAUCUUGAAAUUGAGAUGAGUUCAAGCUUGCCAAGCCAAAAGCUCAUUUAAAGCUGGACUUAUGUAUUAAACAAUAAAUAUUAUGCUUCAUGCACUAUGUGCAGUUUUUGUUUCCUAACAUUAAAUCAUCUAUGAAGGUUAGUGUACAUCUAGAUUAGCAGUUACUAAAUUUCGGUCAGCACCUAUAUAUGUAGACUUUAUGAGGCAGUGGAAUGUUGGUGUUUAUUUCUCACUGAGUUUUCAGGAAAUUGCGGGCACUCUGGAUUCUGUCCUUACAGUUGGUAGUAUUACGUUUGUUGAUGAUUUAAAUGACAAUGGAGGGAAAGACCAUAAGCUCCUGAUGAGGCAAAGCGUUGCCUUGAUGGAAAGCUUGAGAUCCUGCUGGAAUGAAAAUGUGAUUGUUUUUUCUUCUACUGAUAAGUUCCUUAGAUUGUAUUUGCAACUUAUUUCGAGGCUCUCAAGUUGGUUGUCUUCUGGUCUGGAAGCUCGGAAAGCACACCAUUUGAGCUCAAAUUCUACAACAAACUCGGCACAUGGCAAGCUGAGCCUGGCGUUGUUGGUCAGACUGUCAUCACCGCUGUCAAGGCAGGCUACAGGCAUAUUGAUUGUGCACAGACUUAUGGAAAUGAGAAUGAGAUUGGUUUGGCUUUAAAAAAGCUGUUUGAUGAUGGAGUGGUGAAACGUGAAGUACUAUUUAUAACCUCCAAACUUCGUUUGCAGGUGUGGUGAUCAUGAUCCAGAAGAUGUACCAGAGGCACCGGAAGCAACCUUGAAAGACU
Molecule: messenger RNA, 1171 nt
Organism: Dioscorea cayenensis subsp. rotundata (Guinea yam)
Lineage: Eukaryota; Viridiplantae; Streptophyta; Magnoliopsida; Dioscoreales; Dioscoreaceae
Product: conserved oligomeric Golgi complex subunit 2-like
Exons: 6
Coding region: 592-1044 (150 amino acids)
Biological process (GO): Golgi organization; protein transport; intra-Golgi vesicle-mediated transport
Cellular component (GO): membrane; COG complex
Source: RefSeq, a predicted model, not a curated record